Rana temporaria (common frog) is the source of this 543-nucleotide messenger RNA. RefSeq names its product mitochondrial ribosomal protein L33 (gene MRPL33). Gene Ontology annotation, molecular function: structural constituent of ribosome. Gene Ontology annotation, cellular component: ribosome; mitochondrion. Gene Ontology annotation, biological process: translation. The coding region runs from base 42 to 278 and encodes 78 amino acids. The record is from RefSeq and is a predicted model, not a curated record. The transcript has 4 exons. NCBI's taxonomy places the organism in Eukaryota, Metazoa, Chordata, Amphibia, Anura, Ranidae.
GAAGUAAACAUGUGGGGAAACCCGGAAGUGAUGGUCUUUGCAUGUCUGCUGUCCUUGGGGCUGCAGAGAGAGCUGAGAAGAUGUUCCUGACCUGUGUGAGCUAUGCGAAGAGUAAAUCCAAGGUUCUCCUGGUUCAGAUGAUGAGCGCGGCGGGGACCGGCUACAGCUUCAACACCAGGAGGAACAGACUGAAGGACAAGCUUAUCCUCAGAAAGUACGACCCCCAAGUGAAGCAGCAUGUUCUGUUCUUUGAGAAGAAGAAGGUCCGAUCCCUAUAACACCGGAUCCCACACCGAUCACAUGGGCCCUGUCCUGGGUGGAGGGAGAGGAUGACGCUGGUAUCUUGUGGAGGAAGCGGAUUGUUAUACAGAACAAUGGGGGAGGGCAGACGGCCAGCCUAUCUCUGCCGCCAUCAGCCGAUCUCUUCAUUUUAUUAUACGGAGAGCCGACCCUUCCUCCCGAGGUGCUCACCUUAUUUAUGUUGGCUGCUGCACUUCUUGGAAUUACAUUUUUCUUUUUUACCAAUAAAAAUGAUUUUUCUGA